UUCAAGGCGGUUUGUAUCGCGGCCUACCGCGAAACGCGAAAAUCGAAAUUUCCUUAUCUGGCUUCUUUAUCGCUCGAAUACGCAAGGCAGAUAACGAAAUUUCGUGUUUCGUGGUAAACCCUCAGAAUGUGUUAGUGGCGCCCUCUACGCAGAGUUUUACGUAAUAUCCCCUAUUAGGUAACUUAACCUAACCUCCAUUGUGUAAAAACUGCUAUGCUGAUUCCAAAGACAUCGUUUUACAUGACAAUAAUGACUUCUGUCAUGUCCAGCUAAAUGUAAAUGUUCUAUAAUUCUUAGGUUUCGUUCGAUCAGUAAGUGUGAACCAAAAUAUAAGAAUUGGCGAUAUUUCCCUGUAUCUAGAUAUUCUACUAACCACCAAGAUGCUACAAAGCAAGUAUUUUAUGAAGACCUUCCUAGUGCUGGCCUUAUUUUCCAUCAGCUACACCGUAACCAGCCUCUACGUAUUGUACUCUCAAAACAAGACCGUUUUACCCGCCUUCUUCUACACCAAAGACUCCAUACCAGAGUAUAUUGCAUGCUCUCAUCCAAAGACAGGCAACUAUUUAAACCUGAUCGACGCCAAUCCAAAGCUGGCAAACUCCGCAAUAUUCUUUCACCAAACAGCUUGUGUUAACUAUUUGCGAUAUCGCGAUGCGUGCUCAAUCGAAUCCGCAGCUAAAGCUCACCCUGAAAAACAAGUUUAUGUAAUAUUUGCUAGUUCACUUACAGAAAGUGAUUGCAAGAGUGGUGUUAUAGCAGAGCUCGCUACGUUACCAAACGUACAUUACUACAGAAUGGAUUUAAAAACGUACGCUCUGAACACGCCGCUAGAAAAUGUAUCUCUUAUUCGUCUGAUUUGGCUUGGCAAAUGGAACAAUAAAAAAACUAGGGAGUUGAUUAAGGUUUUAACAUUGUAUAAGUUCGGUGGGAUAGUUAUAGACCUGGAUGUGAUGGUGGUGGGGAAUUUGGACAAGUUGGGAGAUGCGUGGGCGACGACGGACGGCGAUAGCUUCGGAUCGGCUAUUAUUUCUGUGACUCGCGGUCUGUCGGGGAUGUAUUAUUCGAGGUAUUUUUUUAGGUGAGUUUGUUUUAAGUACAUAUAUUUGUUUAAUCGCCCGCGCAGAAGUCGGUAAAAACUUAAUAUAUUACCUAGUAUACAUAUCCUUUAUUAAUAACACUUAAAAGCUAGCCCCAUGAACAGUCAGCAAACCUAUUAGCUUGGCACCCCUGCAUACACAUGUGUAUGCAAAUAGUUUUGCUGACUGUACUAUCGUAACUAUAUGAUAUCAAAGAGAAUUGAUUGUAAUAGAGACACCUAAGAAAAAACCUGCCACUAAGUUUGACAUCCAAAACAGAUGGCGCUGUA
Cydia pomonella (codling moth) is the source of this 1366-nucleotide messenger RNA. Its product is annotated as lactosylceramide 4-alpha-galactosyltransferase-like. The coding region runs from base 381 to 1082 and encodes 233 amino acids. The record is from RefSeq and is a predicted model, not a curated record. NCBI's taxonomy places the organism in Eukaryota, Metazoa, Arthropoda, Insecta, Lepidoptera, Tortricidae. Gene Ontology annotation, molecular function: alpha-1,4-N-acetylgalactosaminyltransferase activity. Gene Ontology annotation, biological process: glycosphingolipid biosynthetic process. The transcript has a single exon.